Messenger RNA from Ramularia collo-cygni, 1461 nucleotides. RefSeq lists its product as uncharacterized. The record is from RefSeq and is a predicted model, not a curated record. NCBI's taxonomy places the organism in Eukaryota, Fungi, Ascomycota, Dothideomycetes, Mycosphaerellales, Mycosphaerellaceae. Bases 1 to 1461 code for a protein of 486 amino acids. The transcript has a single exon.
AUGGCAAGCUCACUUACUUUUGGCGUGGAGCUAGAAUUCCUGAUCGUGUACCAAGAGGGCGUCUUUAACAAGGAACUACCAGAACUUAUACCACACGGCAGGGAAGAACAUCAAAAAGAUGGAGCGCYUGGGCCGAUCCAAGUCAUUCACCACCUACUCGAAUCUCACGGAAUCAAAGCCAGUGAAGAGGAAACAUACGAACGAUGGCACGUCCAAUUGGAGGAAUUGGAACUGUCGCAUAAUGAGAGGCGCGCUGUGCCCGAUGGUUAUCUCCAAAGGGGCAUUGAAAUAUCCUCCCGGAAAUUUACCGCCACAGAAGACUGGGAGCAAGAGGUGCGUGCCGUGCUUUCAGUACUGCAUUGGAUGAAAGACCGUUUCGAAUGCGAGAUACUGACAAACUCUUCGACUGGCCUGCAUGUGCACGUUGGCGAUUCUACCGGUUUCUCGCUGGAAACUGUCAAGCGUGUCACACAAAUCGCCAGUAUACAUGAGCGAAAUCUCGACUUACUACACAACGGGAACCGAAUCUUGAAUAUUAUGGCAGCCGCUCAGCGGGAUCCACAUAAUCUCGUCCAAGAGCCGUUGUACGCUGGUCUAUCAUUCUUCCAUGCUUCCGCGGACAACAACACCGCUGGUGUGGACGAAGAGAUAUUCAGCAUGCUCAAGGUCAUGGUAGUUAUCGAGGCCAAAAACUCAAUCGCUGCUCUCGGAACGCAUGUGAACCGGGUAGUUUAUCAGAGCCAGAGGAUCAGGGGACACGACUGUACCCUCAACCUCGAUAACUUGUACCCCGAUCCCGACGCUUCCCGCCAUGCGCCGCCUCGUUCAGGAACGAUCGAGUUCCGACAACAUGCCGGUGAUCUGGACGCAACAGAGAUCACAUCCUACAUCAAGCUGUUGCUUACACUGACGGAGUUUUGCACGCACGCUGCCGACGCUGACAUCAUGGCCCUCGUGGCUAAUGGCCUGUAUACUUCAUUCAAGCUCCGGCAAUUCCUGGAGUACAUUCAUUGCGAUGGCCAGAUCGUCGAGCAUUUCUGCAAUCGUCCUGCACGAGACCAGACCACUGCACCAAACCCGUCUUUACAGCCUCUGAUGAACGUAAACCAUGCCGAGUCCGAGCGCAGCAGAAGCGUUGACGCUACCGCGAGCGCUAUCCAGGAGAAGAAACUCACCGAGACUUAUGGCAUCGACUUUACAGUAUCCGGCAAGAUCCCCUUGGGCGUUCCACAUUACAAGUGGAUGCUGGACUGCGCCGAACAAGACAUCAUUUCAGACGUGGUUCCUCCGCCUCAAGACAUCAAGUCUCAGGCUCGACAAGUGGUCUUCCGCAAGAUUUCCGAGAUUUAUGUUGAUCUUGAUGAUUCGGAAGAUCUGGACCAACCCGGUAUCCCCCACGCCCUGGAUCCAUGGAUGCUGAAGUACGGCAUGCCUCCGGGUGAUGAUGACGACUCUGAGUGA